Molecule: messenger RNA, 597 nt
Organism: Cavenderia fasciculata
Lineage: Eukaryota; Evosea; Eumycetozoa; Acytosteliales; Cavenderiaceae
Product: pmp22 family protein
Exons: 2
Coding region: 1-597 (198 amino acids)
Cellular component (GO): cytoplasm; membrane
Source: RefSeq, a predicted model, not a curated record
AUGAGCAGUACGAAUCGUCUUUUCACUCGAUUAUUCCCAAGACUUAGUAAAUUUGGUCAAAGAGCUUAUUCUGGUUAUGUAGAUGCUUUACAUACUAAACCUAUUUUAACAAAGGCAGUAACAACAGGAACAUUAUAUUUCAUAUCAGAUACUAUUUCACAACACCUAGAGAAUAGGAAAAAAGCAAGCGAUGAAUGGAAAUUUGAUUAUGUACGAGCAUUCAAGUUUUCAGUCUUUGGAUUCGUAAUCACAGGACCGACUUUUCAUUUCUGGUAUCAUAUUCUGGAUACCUCUUUCCCUAAAAAGGUUUUUUCGCACGUCAUCAUCAAAGCGGCACUUGAUCAAAUCAUAUGUGCGCCUAUAUUUGAUGCCGUCUUUUUCAUGGGCAUGGGUGUGCUCGAUGGCAAGUCAAAAGAGGAUAUCUAUACAAAACUUAAAAACGAUUGGCUCAGAACCUAUCUGGUAGAUUGUGCUGUCUGGCCAAUUUGUAAUAUUGUAUCAUUCCGUUAUAUUUCAAACAAACAAAGAGUUUUAUUUAUGAAUAUCGUUAAUAUUGGUUGGGCUGCUUUUUUGGCAAGUAUAAAUGCUGGUCAUUAA